UAUUUAGAAUUUCAGUUGGCGCGGUGACGGCAGUCGAUAGCGUUUUGUGCCGUGUUAAAGAUGAAAUACAUCGACAGUAUAAUGUAAUGUUUUAAUUUAAUAUCUAUGUUUUUAUCGACUAUUGCUAGUGAAUUUGAUAUUUUCAAAACUUUUUCUUGUUUGUGUACUUCGGCUUUAGAAUUUGGCGACAAAAUCGACUAUUUUGAGUGAAUAUUAAUCUUAAUUGAAUAACAAUCAACCACAGUAUGGAUUACAUAAGGGAGUUUGACAUAAGAUUAGACAAGGAAAUGUUUUACGCAGGAGAGAUUUUGGAAGGUCACGUGCUAUUAGACACAAUUGAAAACUUCAAAUUGAAAACCGUACGAAUCGUGCUCAGGGGCAAAGCUCACGCGGAAUGGCAAGUGUUGGUCAGUGGAGAUCGUUCGGCCGUAAAAGAUGAUCAAUAUUUUAUCGACAAUCGGUCGUUGAUAUUCGGAAAAGUAGACCGACAAGAUGGUCCUGCUCCCAUUUUGCCACGCGGAAUUCACCACUUCCCGUUCAAAUUCCAACUUCCUCAGAGCUCGCUGCCUUGUUCGUUUGAGAGCAAACCCGGAUACGUCAGGUACUACAUAAAGGUGACCCUUGACAUACCCUACGCAUCGCCACCCCAAGGAAUGAAAUACUUCACUAUCAUAGGGCCACACAUCGACUGCAUGGACGAUCAAUAUCUGAAACCUAUUGGUGCGUUGGAAAAACGGUCUAAAUGUUGUUUGUGUUGUAAAAGCAAUAGAGUAGUAUUGCAGUGCUUACUGGAAAGGUCAGCUUACGUAUGCGGUGAAGCACUGAGACUAAAAGCUAAUAUAAAAAAUCAAAACGAAAAGGACAUCAGGCUUAAAGUCAGAUUACUUCAGAACGUACACUAUUCAGUAGAUCGCGGUAUGCUGGGUGUACAAAACCAAAAAGACGUGCAACAUUUAGUGCUCGAGUAUAUUGGCGAGUCGAUACGCACUGGGAGCGAAUCUCAAUGGGAUUCUGCCGAUGGCCUAGUCCUGCCGGUCAUGCCGCCGACGUUGAUCGGCAGCUGCAGAUUAUUGCAAAUAAAUUACGUACUUAAGGUUUGCGUGGACUUGGGCAAAGGAGACGAAGACCUCAAUAUAACAUUCCCUAUAACAAUAGCCACGGUGCCGUUCAGGAUACCAAACUGCAAUAAAACUCCACAGAUUUUCUACAGUGUGGCAUGCGACCACGUGGAGGGCGGGAGAUACAUCGGACCGGAGUUCUUGCUUGGAGGUCACGUUUACGACGGGUCGCAGACCGAACAAAUCGUCCUGUACCGGCCCGUGUACGUGAGCGUACGCCAACCGAACUGCUCAACGACUGGGACCGCAUGAAAAACACACACACACACACACACACACACACACACACAUAAACACACUUGACUUGACAUACGUUCUGUUCAUUCUUUCGUCCCCGCAACGGUUCCGUUUUAAGUUUGUGUAGGUGCAAACAAUACACGUUCGAAUCCCGAUAACUCUUGGAUCUGAGAAUAGUGAAAAGAGGUCCACGACCGUCGUCGAAACGGUCGAUGUUAACAACGGAAUAUUAUAAUAUAAUAUGGAUUCGAAAUGACCGACGGCGCGUUCGUCCACUUGCAGGCCACAGGGUUUCUCUUAUCCCCGGCGAAUUUUUAUACCGUUCGGAUAAAAAUGCGGAUCCUCGAGAAUCUUUACGAGUCCUUAAAAAAUUAUUUUCCCUUUUGUUCGAAUGAACGCGCAUUCGCGUUCGUGCCACUUAAGCGAAAACUACAUGCUACUCGAUGCCCUUUGAGCUGAAAAAGUGUCUUAAAUGUGCGCCCGUGGAUAAAAACUUAAAACAACAUAGUGUUAUCCGAGAAUUUCCAGCUAUCACGACAUUGUAUAGUGUAUACAUAUGUAUUGUAUAUAUUAACUUUUGGUUAAGUUUGAAUACAAUUACGAUAUUGAAUAGUGUCGUUCGAAUAUGAUUAACUUCUAUACUAUGUAUAGGUAAUAUCUAAUAGGUAUACACACGCGUACACAGAGUGCGCUAUACAAUGAGUAUACUAAUUUCAAUACCUCGUGUGCAUUAAUACCGUGGUACUUAGAUUAUGUGCUUUUUUUUAUCAUUUUUAUUAAUUUCAUAAAAAAUAAAUCAAAACAAUAGUUAUAACGAAACAUACUAAGAAAAUUUCAAUAAAUCUAUUUAUUAUCAUGCAAAACGUUGCAAUUAGUAAUUCAUAUUGGGACGAUAUACUGCACAAUGUAUGUCGUGUAAUUUCUUAUUUAACGUAACUAUUCUUAAUGUACCUAACAAU
Molecule: messenger RNA, 2314 nt
Organism: Sipha flava (yellow sugarcane aphid)
Lineage: Eukaryota; Metazoa; Arthropoda; Insecta; Hemiptera; Aphididae
Product: arrestin domain-containing protein 3-like
Exons: 9
Coding region: 246-1370 (374 amino acids)
Biological process (GO): protein transport
Cellular component (GO): cytoplasm
Source: RefSeq, a predicted model, not a curated record